GUUCCUUUUGGAAGAUGCCAGCCCGGAGGUUUGCUGAUGGGGAGGUGGUGAUGGGCCGCUGGCCAGGGAGCGUCCUCUAUUACGAAGUGCAAGUGACUGGUUACAACGAUGUCACUCACCUUUAUACUGUGAAGUACAAAGAUGGGACUGAGCUUGAGUUGAAAGAAAGCGAUAUAAGGUCACAAUCCUCGUUCAAGCCCAGGAAAAGCCAGUCGUCUUCGAGCUCUCCUUCCAGAAGAAACACGAGCAGGUCUCGAUCUAGGUCCCCUGGGCGGCCAGGAAGAGGCAGGCGUCGUUCUUCCUCCCAGAGCAGAGAGCGUAAAGAGGACAAAAAGAAAACUGCUCAGGAAACAGACCUCGUUCUGCUGAAAAUGAAUGAGAACAACACCAGAAGAUACAAUGGUGAACCUGACAGUACAGAAAGAAAUGAUACUUCCAGCAAAAUCUUGGAGCAAAAAUUCAAACCGGAUCUGGAAAUACAGCGUGUGCUUGAUCAGUACAGCUUGCAUUCCAGAAGAGAAGAAAAGAAGAAAGAAGAGAUAUAUUCAGAAAAAAAGAUUUUUGAGGCAGUAACAAGUACUGCAAGUACUGAAAAAGCAUCACCAAAAACAAAGGAGCUCGAGUUUGGUGGAAGAAUUGGGACCUUCAUGAUGAUACUUCUCCUGCCUGCCACGGUGUUGUACUUGCUGCUGAUGUGCAAGCAGGAUGACCCCAGUCUUCUGAACUUCCCUCCUCCCCUGCCAGCUUUGGAAAGCCUUUGGGACACCAAGGUGUUCGGUAUCGUCCUGCUGUGGUUUUUCCUUCAAGCACUGUUCUACUUGCUGCCGAUUGGGAAGGUUGUGGAAGGGCUGCCGCUCUCCAGCGGGAGGAAGCUGCACUACAGGAUAAAUGGAUUUUAUGCUUUUGUUUUGACUGCUGCAUCUAUUGGAGCAUUACUGUAUUUUCAGUUUGAGCUUACCUAUUUGUAUGAUCACUUCCUGCAAUUUGCAGUAUCGGCUGCAGCUUUUUCUCUGGGAUUGAGCAUUUACCUGUAUGUUCGGUCCCUGCGAACACCGGAGGAAGAACUAGCACCGGGUGGGAAUUCUGGGUAUCUUGUCUAUGACUUCUUUACUGGACACGAAUUAAACCCUCGUAUUGGCAGUUUUGACCUCAAGUAUUUCUGUGAAUUGCGUCCAGGAUUAAUUGGCUGGGUUGUUAUCAACUUGGCGAUGCUGUYGGCUGAGAUGAAGCUCCACAAUGAAAGCGCGCCCUCGCUGGCCAUGGUGCUGGUGAACGGCUUCCAGCUGCUUUACGUGGUAGAUGSUCUUUGGAACGAGGAAGCCGUUUUGACUACGAUGGACAUCACCCACGACGGCUUCGGCUUCAUGCUGGCCUUCGGGGACUUGGUGUGGGUUCCGUUCGUCUACAGCCUGCAAGCCUUCUACUUGGUCACUCACCCCACUGCCAUUUCGUGGCCCGUUGCUUCGGCUAUUACUGUCCUCAACUGUAUUGGAUAUUACAUAUUCCGUAGCGCAAAUUCUCAGAAAAAUAGAUUCCGAAGGAAUCCUUCAGACCCUAAAUUGGCCUACCUGAAGUUCAUACCCACGGCGACUGGCAAGGGGCUGCUCGUCACGGGCUGGUGGGGGUUCGUGCGGCACCCCAACUACCUCGGCGACAUCAUCAUGGCCCUGGCCUGGUCCCUGCCCUGUGGCUUCAGUCAUAUUCUGCCAUAUUUUUAUGUGAUUUAUUUCAUCUGCUUGCUGGUUCAUCGAGAAGCGCGUGAUGAACAUCACUGUAAGAAGAAAUACGGCCUGGCCUGGGAAAGGUACUGCCAGCGCGUCCCCUACCGCAUCUUCCCUUACAUCUAUUAACGCACUCCAGAGGGCUCGUUUGCAAGUUACUUCUAAAGUUAGUGUCUUUGCAAAUAAAAAAAAAAGAAGACAAAUACCUCUUACCUUUGCACUUGGUCUGUUUGUCAUUUAGGCUUUUAAAAAGAAAAAAAGACCAAACGCUGAAGUGCAUUCACAGGUAUUUACCAGUAAUCUUACAGCUCUGAGUUAUGUGAACUUACUGUGAUGUCAAAUUAAAAACAAUUGUGAAUUUUCAAACGUCUUGAAGCCCAGUUUUCAAGUAAAAUUGUAUCUAGAAUCCUGAGUUUACAUUUUCUUUUAAUUGCAUUUAAUGAAGCACUGUGAUGUAAAAUAUAUUGUUUUCUUUACAAUAAAUACCUGAAUCCAUCCGGCGCCCCUAGGCUGAGCCCUGAUCCCGCCGUAGCGACGGGCAGGGGGCCCAGCCCGGGCAGCGGAGAGCGGGAGGCCCCGGCCUCGGGCUGCCCCCUGUACCACAGCCGUGUGCGACUGCGUCCCAGCGACUGCGUCCCAGCGGGGCAGCACGAGGCUUCUGCGGUGCAGCGUUGGCGCUGCAACGUGCGAGGGCGCUUCUAGGGCUGGGAGACGUUUUUUAACUACAUCCAGUUCCAGUAMUUUUUUUAAAAAUGUUCUUUUAUGAAAGGUUUUUUGUAAAUUAAUGUAUUAAUUCUUGGAACAAUUGAAGUGUUCAUUUAAAUAUUUGUAUUGACAGAUAUGCUAUGAAAAUGUAGGAAAUGCUCUUAAAUCCAAAGUGUUUCUUGUGAAUUUGGCAUUGCUACCUCAUCUGUAGGUUUUGCCUUUUGUACUAUUGCAAAUAGAGAAAAUAGCUAUUUUUUUGCUAUUGCUAUUUAAAACAACAUUUUUUUACGUGAGCCUGUGGUUAAACCUGACCACUUUCUAAUAUAUUUUUGUAUAUAUUUGACUUUUUAACUAAUGUAUGUGUUUWAGUCAUUAGCUGUGUUCUCUGGCUAACUGGUUGUAAAUCAGACUCCACUGCAGUAUUUACUUUGUAAGUAGAAUAACUUUUACAUUUUAUUGAAAUAAUUCUGCAUUAAUUAACUGUAGCGGCUAGCAUUUAAUUCUCUCUUCACCCGUGGCAGCUUUUCC
Molecule: messenger RNA, 2954 nt
Organism: Nothoprocta perdicaria
Lineage: Eukaryota; Metazoa; Chordata; Aves; Tinamiformes; Tinamidae
Gene: LBR
Product: lamin B receptor
Exons: 13
Coding region: 15-1850 (611 amino acids)
Biological process (GO): sterol biosynthetic process
Cellular component (GO): nuclear inner membrane
Molecular function (GO): oxidoreductase activity, acting on the CH-CH group of donors, NAD or NADP as acceptor
Source: RefSeq, a predicted model, not a curated record